GAACCUCCGCGCCCCAUCGCCAUCACGAUUUCUGUCCCGCUUUCCUCUCCCCCUUCCAAAGUGCGCGGCAACCCCGCUAUACCCCUCGGAGUGAAGGGUGUACAGAGAGAGAGUGAGGUCGUGCGUUACGUCACAUACACGACACGAAAUUCUCGUGUUCGCGAAGCGAAGUAUCUCUAUCCCGUGGAUAGGAAAAACUUCGCGCGUUGUUGCAUCCAUCGAGUAUAGACCACAACUCGGUUAAAGAGUUGAGACGUUUCUGUCUUGGGCACUCUUUCCGUCCAACCGAGAAAGAGUGAGAGCUCCUCCCCGCGCGUCAAAGAGGAAAGAGAUAGGGAAAAAAACAUACAUACAGAUAAAGUCGCGUUAACGUUCCGAACGUGUGAUAUACAUCGUGCCUAACGUCUCGUGAAAUCGAGUCUCUCUUCUGCAACCCCGAUCGUUGUGAAUAAACGGUUUUUCCUUGUUUCUCGAUGACUUCGUCGUCCAUAACCUAAAAAAGUAUUGCAGAGGGAAAGAAAAAAAAAACAAGAAAAAUUCUCAUAUAGCCUCCUUGUCAAAACUUGCAAGGGUGAUCGAGAAAAAGAACAGUGAGAUACCAAGUUCUCGCAUAAAAAAAAGAAAACCUUCAUUUCGCGUGUGCCUCUGUACGUGUUUGUGUGCGUGUCGCUCCUUUGCCACUCGUCGAAUUGGGUGUAUAAUUAUAAUAAGAGAACCAAAAAACCCGCGAAAUUUGAAUUAUCGCGUAUAACACUCUCUUCCUUUUUUUGUCUUGCAUUUACCGUUGAACAUUUAUCUCCGAAGAAUACGGGUGUAGCGGGGUUUUUCUGACGAAACUCGCCCUGCUUGGAAUCAAAAAAAAAAUAUAUAUAUAUACAUAUAUAUAUCCAUUUAAAAACGUGUAUAUAUUUCAUAUACACCGAUAUAUAUAUCUAUAUAAAUACGCAUAAGCACGCGUGUUUUUUUUCGGCGUUAAGAAGUUACCGCUAAAUUAGUCAAAAUUCCGGUCCCUACUAGGAAACGGGAAGGAGGCCAGAGACAAGGCGAUAAAUAUCCGCGAACCGGCGACGAAACGUCGACUAGCAGGAUGAAUAGCAAAAGGAAAAAUCGCUCAAAUCCUACUAGAUCCCCGCGGGCUCGGGGUCCACAAGAAAGAUGUGUCGUUGCUGAAGGGGUUUAUAACAAUGCUCACUUCAUGCACGCCAUUACAAGCCAUGUAGGCAACGUAGUUCAGAUACAAACUCAAAAUGGUUCGUUGUACGAGGGAAUAUUCCGAACAUUUUCGAGUCAGUUCGACGUUGUUUUGGAAAUGGCACAUCGAGUGGAUGGAACGGGUAAAAUAUCGGUCGAGAGCGUAGUCGAAAAACUAAUAUUCAAACCACAGGAUAUCAUAACAAUGUCCGCGAAGGACGUUGAUCUCGAUUACGCGAUAAAAGACACUUUUCAAACUGAUACAGCUAUUAGCAAGUUCAAUGGCUUAGUCGGUGAGAAAGAACUCGAACCUUGGGUACCGCCGAUCUCUAUGAACGGUGACGAACUCACCCUGGACGGAGCCUCUAAUGGCUGGGAUGUAAUUGACAUGUUCCGAACGAAUGAACAAAUGUUCGGAGUCACUUCCACGUUCGAUCCACAACUUGUGGAUUACACAUUGCAGCUCCAACGUAAAGACACUAAGGAUUACAAGGAUCAGGAGCAAAAAGCUGCCGAGAUCGCGAGCGAGAUCGAAUCACAACCAAAUCACAAAGCUCGCUUAGAACUCGAGAAUGGAGACGAGGAGGAGCGAUUCGCUGCGGUGGUUAGACCACACGAGGGUAAAUACUUGCCACCUGCCAAGAGAAAAGAUACAAACGUGGGAAAGUUAACACGUUCGACACCACCUCCGCCAUCCCCGGGACCCGUAGCAAGUGGCAAAAAUGUAUUUAAUCAACCGCCACCGACGGUUAACGUCAAUCCACAAACGAGCAACAUUCCAGUUGGUGGUCCACCUGUUCAUUCGCCUGUCCAACAUCCAGGAACGCUUGGAAUGGCGAUGCCACCAAGCGGAGUCGUGGCGUACAACACGCCACCUCCUUUUGUACCACCCUCGACGACUCAACCACCACCGGGUGCACCUAUUCCAUUAAUGACGCAAGUUCAACCACAGAAUCAGCAAAUUGCAGGUGCAAUACCACAGGUCGCUUUUCCGACUCAGCAACAACAGUCGCAACAGCAAGUACCACCGCCGAAUAAGUUGAACUUGGACAAACGUGAACGUCCUGGCAGGCAACAAGUGUAUCAAGCAGAUAAAGCACCACCAGCCCCGUUCCCACAAGCAAACGUCGCGGCAUCUCAUCAGCAGCAACAACAGCAGCAGCAACAGCAACAACAACAACAACAACAACAACAACAGCAACAACAACAACAACAACAACAACAACAACAACAGCCGUCUCAUACGCCAUUACAACAGCAGAAUUCCGUUGACGGGGGGAGAUGUGAAAUAUUGACGACGAAACCGGAACACAGGAAAAUACCAGCGCAACGCGGAAGAGAUGAACAACAUUCAGAGCUCCGACAAUUUUCGUCUGAUUUCAAAUUGGCUGAUACAACGACUAGCCAAGAAUCACUUUCUCAUCCUCGUAAACAUCAACAACAACAACUCCCGCAACAACAACCACAACAGCAACAGCAACAGCCACAGCAACCUUCGCAACAACAAACAUCGCCACCACAGCAACCGCAACAGCAUCAUCAGGAAGCUCAACCUCCACCUCAGCUUCCUCUUCCUCAUCAUCAGCAAGUCCAUCAGCAUUUAUCAACAGCCCAACAGCCACCAUCUCAACAACAACAGCAACCGCAACAACAGCAACAGCAGCAGCCGCAGCAGCAACAACAACCACCGCAGCAACAUCAAACUCCUCAUCAACAGCAACACCAGCCUGUUCAGGAAGAAUCACCAGUUACCAGUAAACCACCACCGGGCCCUACUCCACUCAGAACUUCAAGUCCUCCUCAACAGAUUCAACAACAACCACAACAACAACAACAACAACAACAACAACAACAACAACAACAAACGUCACCACCGAUGCAACAAGCACCGGUGGUCGAACCAGCUGUCGAAAAGAUCACCACUGCCUUUAAGAAGUCAACGCUCAAUCCGAAUGCCAAGGAAUUCAAUCCAAAUGCAAAACCUUUUACUCCACGUUCGCCGAGCACACCGACACCAAGCAGGCCUCAUACGCCUCAGACACCACAAUACUCAACUGCCGCAAUGCCAACGACGGUUGUUAUGCCAGCUUAUGUCAUGACGAAUCAGCCUCCUGGACCCUUCUCUCAACCGCAAGCCCAAUCCAUGACCAGGCUCAGGAAGGUGCCAAUGAUGCCACACAGAGCUCCGGAUAUAGCAUCGCAGAUGCAAGUAGCAGCUGCAACCGGUCAGCCUUUGUUAGCGCCAGCACCGUUGCAUCCACCGUUUCAGGUGCCUUAUCCAGGGCAACCAGCGUAUCAGCAAAUGGUACGAAUGGUUCAGGCACCGCCACCACCACCGCAUAUGGCCUCGCCGUAUCAUCAUCAUCACGAAUCGCCCGGUCCGCAAAAUCCUGGUAUACAAUAUAUGGGACCACACGGACAUCCGCAUCCUCACGUCGGCCAACAGCAACCGAGCCAGGCGCCUUCCCCAGCGAAUCAAAAUCAACAGCACACUCCCGGCGCUUACAAUCCACCGGGUACGCCACAACCGUCGUAUCCCCAACCACCCCCGCAAGGACACGCGCCGAGUUAUCCGAUAAUGUGCCCGAUUAUUCCGCCUCACAUACCUAUGGCACCUCAGCACAUGCAGUAUCUGCCACCUCAGCCCCCACCCGGAGCUCAACAGACGAUAAUAUUGCCUCACAAUCAGUAGCAACGGCGAUACACCAGAAGAGAGGAACGCUAGUAAUUUUUUUUUCUUGUCUCCGACCGCGAAAACACGGCGAGAAGAGCGAUGAGAGUUUUAAUAUCAAGUGAGGAGGCAAGAGAAAGGGGAAAAAAUAAUAAGCAUUUUGGUGAGCGGGAGAAUAGAGAGACACUGCUUGAGAAAACCUUAGUGAACCGAAAGGUCAACGUGAGAAUAUCGUCUUCAAGGUGGUGAAUAAAACAUGAGGAAUUGUUCUGCGCACCAUUUUGUGAUUACGAGAAACACGAUUUUCCAAUCGAUACGUAAAGAGUCGGAGGGACAGAGAGAGAUAGAGAAAGAGGGAGAGAGAGGAAUGGAGAGUAAACGAUUUUUCCGAGUCGCCAGAUGUUCAACGAAUAUUGAAACAACGAUAUUGUCAUGCACGAGAUUUUGCACGUUGUCAUUAAUGACUGUUCUCGUUCUACUCGAUCGAGCCUUUCGAUUCGAUUUUUAUUUGAAUAGACUUCAUUUAUAUUUAAUUAGAAGUUAACAGAAAGAAGAUAACUUUCAAAAGAAACGAAAAAAUCUUGCGAUUGUCCUUUCCCAGGCGUUCUUCUAGCACAUGUACCGAUAUUAUAUGUUUUUCACAAGGUACCGAGCGCCUGGGUCAAUGAAAGGAAAACAAAUUACAAGACGAUUCGAAAGUUUCGAGAGACGUUUCUUGACUCCAGAAACUGUUUCUCUUGUUUACUUUCUCUGUCGACGCAGCUUUUCAGUCGCGUUUUCAUGAAAAUUACUUCAUUCUUUGCGUUGAAAAAUAUUGCAGUUUCUCUUCUCCCCGAUUUUCCAAAGAACUUUUCUCUCAUCAUAGGAAUGUAUAUGGAAGAAAAAAAUCUUUCAAUUCAGUGAUUAUAUUCAAACUGCAAUCAUUGAAACGAGAAAAAAAAACAAGAAAUUUCACUUUUCGCUUGUACACGACUCACCUCUUUAAUUCGAGACGAUUUAUCGUUGUCGCAUGUUCUUGUUAUUUUUGCUGACCAAAGCGAAUUAAUGAGAUCAUUACACUUUUUAUAUCAUUUUCUCUUAUCUUAACUUCGCGUUCUCUCUCUAUCUCUCUCACUCCCGUUCUUUGUACCGUGUGAGGAUUAGUGAAAACAAGAUUCGUAUUCUCGUGGAUACGUUACAUCGCGUUAGCUCGAAUCGUCGCUAAUGUUAAGGGAGAAGAAAAUGAAGUAAUCCAAGGUCGAGAGAUCGUGAAAAAAUGACUUGUUUUCGCGAGAAAUAUUGAAAUUCAAUGAUGAAAAUCCUUUAUUUCGGACUCCUAUGGGAUUGAUAGAUCCGAGUGAAAGAGUGAAGGAGCUCUUCCAAACGAAGAGAGUCUUUCGUUUUUCUCUCUUCAUCGAUUCUUCGUUGUUCGAGGAACGCGCAUAGAGAAAAGAGAAUGGAUGAGUGUGUGCUCGUGAAUGUGUGCGUGAGAGAAAGAGAGAAGGAUUAAAUGUGAGAGAGACACGGAGUAAACAUUGGAGAAAAUAAAUAUGAAUGAAGAAAAUAAAAAUAAAUAAAAAUCUCCGGGGGUGUAAAAACUCGACGAAAACAUAAAAGUCUCAAUGUUAUAAAGGAACGUGUACAGUAUUGUGUUCGAACGGAGAACGCGUACCGUCAGCUCGUUUGGCUCUACAGCUUGUUGAUACUGAGAAUUUUUUUUUUCUUUUUGUUAAAAGAUGCUGAAAGGGGGACGUUAAAAAACUGGAAGAUUAACGCGAGUAGGUUAUACAAUCGAUUUUCCAGGCCGUCAGAGGAUUUUGCGACCACGAAAGUAGUGGGAAAAUACAUCAUCGAAUCGGUAAUCUCAAUCAGUUAAUACAAAGUAAAACAGAAAAGGUAUAACGAAAUACGAAACAAAAAGUAUAACGAAAAACGAAAUUGAAGGGAUUUUCCAUCAAUGGAGGGUCCAACUCAAGGUCUGUUUUUUCCGAUUUUAUGGAUUUGUUUCUGUUUUCUAAUCGGAAAAUCGGCCAUUGAGAAUUCACGUCCGAAUUCAUUGAUCGAAUGGCUACAGGAAAAUUCACACAUUUUCUUGCGUUUAAAGUAACAACAGGCUUGCGAGAUGCUCGUUAACUGAUGAAUGUCGCAUUAUCAAAGAGUUCGUAAACUCGUUAACUUUUCGAAUGUUGCUGAUUAUGAAGAAUGAAAUCGGAUAAAUAAUCGGAAUACACUAAACUAAUGACGAAUACAAGUUCGCAACGUCUAUGGCCUUAGACCUAGUCGUGUAAAUACAAUAACGACGAAACAAACGUGUAACGGUUAACGAUUCUUCCUCUGGAUGAGAUUGUCCGCUUCGUGGCAUCGUUAGACACAAAUUUUAUAUCGAAGAGAUUAAAAGGAAGAGACGAAAAAAAAUCAUCAAAAUAAAGUGAAUAAGUUAAACAAGAAA
Venturia canescens is the source of this 6290-nucleotide messenger RNA. Its product is annotated as ataxin-2 homolog. Lineage: Eukaryota; Metazoa; Arthropoda; Insecta; Hymenoptera; Ichneumonidae. Gene Ontology annotation, cellular component: cytoplasmic stress granule. Gene Ontology annotation, molecular function: mRNA binding. The coding region runs from base 1088 to 3883 and encodes 931 amino acids. Gene Ontology annotation, biological process: cytoplasmic stress granule assembly. The record is from RefSeq and is a predicted model, not a curated record. The transcript has 8 exons.